GCGACUUCCUUUUGUGGAGGGCGCGCCCCUAGGACCGUUUGCACAGGCUUCGUGUUUUCCGCCGGACCGAGGAGCGGCCGUGGAUGCGAAGGCGGGCGGUUGCUAGGGAAGAGCAGUGUGAAGGUUUGCUCCAGUGAUAAUAUGGCCGUACCACAGCAGGCUGGAAUAUCUGGCCUAGAUGCACAGCAGACUCUCUUGGCCACUGUCAGUGGAAAUGUACAAAAAUAUGCAGUCAAGAAGAAGAAAGUCCUCAACGCAGAAGAGCUGGAGCUGUAUGAGCUUACCCAGGCAGCUGGUGUUGCUAUGGACCAAGAAGUGUUUAAAAUAAUUGUGGAUCUGUUGAAGAUGAAUGUAGCUCCAUUGGCAGUUUUCCAGAUGCUGAAAGCUAUGUGUGCAGGACACAAAAUUGCAGAGGUAUCCUCAACUGAAACACCAUCCACAACAACACAGAGCAGUUUGGCAGACUCCAGAGUGAGAAAUAAAUCCAACACUGCCAUCAGUGGCUCACAGACACAGACAGAGCGAAGCACCACCCGCGAAGGAUGCAGCCAGCGUAUGCCGCGCCAGCCGAGUGCUACAAGAGUCCCCAAGGGCAACAGUACUGGGAAAACUACUGCAAGUGGCAGCAGUGCACACACAACAUCUAGCCAGUAGACUGAUAGAUGUCUAGUACCUUACAAAUAUGCCUGUGUCAUUGGGUAGAGGUAAUUUAAAGCAGGGGUACUGUCCUUGUAUAUUGUUUUGCUUCUUGUAAGUAUAUAGAGCGCAUGACAUUCUAUUUAUUUUGAGUUUUUAAAUAGCUUGUGUAAAGUCCAUCCUGCAGAUCUGGACCCAGAAAUAAAGGGUGAUGCAUAAUCUGCAAAGAGUGAGAUAGAAUUUGAAUAGUCAGUUUUGAUAUGUGUGACGUCCCUGAUGUUUUGAAACUUGUAAGUUAAAACCAUCUUGUAUUCACUUAUUUUAAAACAAUACCAAUGUUGAAAUUGUAAACCUCAAUGACAAUAAAAAUUAAAGAUGUGCAUUUAAAAUUUAGUGAUAAAAUCAAUAAAAGAGCAAUGUCCAUUUUUUUUAAGAAAACAUAGAC
Molecule: messenger RNA, 1081 nt
Organism: Hypanus sabinus (Atlantic stingray)
Lineage: Eukaryota; Metazoa; Chordata; Chondrichthyes; Myliobatiformes; Dasyatidae
Gene: mzt2b
Product: mitotic spindle organizing protein 2B
Exons: 4
Coding region: 142-654 (170 amino acids)
Cellular component (GO): spindle; centrosome
Source: RefSeq, a predicted model, not a curated record